AUGCACGACUUGCCCCCGGCCAGCCCCACCGCCGGGGCCCGCUCGCCUCCGCCGACGGCCGGCUCUCUCUCCAGGGUUGUGGGGAACAGCGAUGUUUCGAGCGGGGACUGCCGCCCUCGGCUCCAGGUGGUCGAUCCCGGCUGCCCAGACGCGGCCAAGAGCCCUGCCUGGCGCCGGGGCGUCAGCAAGAGCCUGGAAAGCCUUCUCCCGGCCAGUCCCUCGGGCCAGCCCCUGCCCUUGCCCAGAUGCCGCAGCGACAGCGCGCUCCGGUCCCUGCUCCGAGGGCCGCCGGACGGCGUGGAACAGCUCCUGCUCCCGAAGUUUGAUCCCGAGCCGGACGCGGCCUUGGGCGAGGCUGUGCCCCUGGGAGGCGCCGCGGUGGACUCAGCAGCGGCGGAGGGCGGCCAGAGCAGCCGGCGGCACCCCCUCGCAGAUGCCCACGAGGGCCCCUUCAAGCCGCCUGCGGUCACCGUGCGGAAGCUGCAGAAGUGGAUGUACAAAGGCCGCCUGCUCUCGCUGGGCAUGAAAGGCCGUGGCAGCGCGGCUGGGCCUUCCUCCCCUUCUCCCUCCAAGGCCAGCGGGACCCGCGGGCUGCUUCUAGGCAGAGAAGAGGGGUCGACGGUUCCUUCUUCCGCCCACAUGAGGGGGGGACCCUUCAGCAAAGCUCUAGUGUCCCCUUCCGACCAAAGAAUUUUGCUGACAGAUUUGAUUGAAAAUGUUUACAUACCCUCUGUGAGCAGAAGAGAACUUAAGAACUUCAGAUCUAGUGAAAUGGCUGAAUGCAAGCCUCGAAUUGCUAGCAUCACAGUGUCUAAGAAACAAAAUUGGUUACAUCAGAGUUCUCCAAGACCACCUAACUUGGAGAAAGGAAAUUCUUACAAGAAAAUUUUGGGAGAAACUCACCAGGUACUUAAAUCUCCCAGUUCUUUGCUUGAUCCCAAAAUGCCUCAGACCUUUCCCAAACCUUUAGGGUAUGAAAACCCUAACAGAAGAGAUGGUUCUGCGCAUGCUGCUGUGAAUGGAGCAAGCCCUUUGGCACUACGAAACUGUACUUUAGAAUUUGGUGAAGAUAAUGAUGCAGAUGAUGAAGGAGAAAUAUGGUACAACCCUAUCCCUGAAGAUGAUGAGCCUGACUUCCCUUGUUUUGUUCAUAAUAAUGCUGACAAUUCAGAAUCCCAAGCCAUGAAUUGCAAGAUAUCCUCUGCAAAUGACUUGAUUAAAGUUGUAGUGCAUAAUGAAGGUCUUCCACAGUCUUUCAGCUGUAUUGGAGAUGCUCAGCCCAGGGAAACCAGUCAAGUCAAUUGUGUACAUUCCAUGGAACAUUUGCAAGUACAGAAGCCAAAGCCUGCAUGCACUAUUGUGAGUGGGUUUAUAACCGAGGAUAGUUCUACAUUAAAAGGUUCUUCAGGAGGAACCGGAAUCUUGUCUGCAAGCAAAACUGAAACCGGAGCAGCCGAAUGUUCUCCUUCAAGUCCUAAUCCUUCAAAAAAAGGUGGUUCAAUAAACUGGUAUUUCCCUGAUAAAAUAAAAUCCCCAAGAACUGUGAGGAAGCUUUCUAUUAAAAUGAAAAAAUUACCAGAACUCAUAAGCCGGUAUCACCUUGAUAGCAGUGUGUCUUCCCAACACAAUUACAAAAAGAAAAGCAAUGGGAGUUCCAAGUCCUCCAGCAAAGGAGGCUACCUCAGUGAUGGAGACUCCCCUGAGCUUAUAACAAAAUCAGGGAAACAUGCAGCUGAAAGCAGGGCUGGGAAAGGAAAGGAAGCGUUCCCCAACAAUAAUGGUAGUAAAGUAGAAAUUGACAUUGAUGCUUUCAGACAUUACAGCUUUUCUGACCAGCCUAAAUGUUCCCAAUAUAUAUCUGGGCUCAUGAGCAUUCAUUUCUAUGGAGCUGAGGAUUUGAAACCACCACGGAUGGACUCAAAAGAUGUCUUCUGUGCAAUUCAGGUAGAUUCAGUUAAUAAAGCAAGGACUGCCUUGCUGACAUGCCGAACAACCUUUUUGGACAUGGACCACACUUUCAACAUAGAAAUUGAAAAUGCUCAGCAUUUAAAACUAGUGGUCUUUAGCUGGGAGCCCAUGCCAAGGAAGAAUCGUGUCUGCUGCCAUGGGACAGUGGUUCUCCCUGCUCUUUUUCGAGUGACAAAGACUCACCAGUUGGCAGUAAAGCUGGAACCUAGAGGGCUUAUUUAUGUCAAACUGACGCUUCUGGAGCAGUGGGAGAACUCUCUUAAUGGACUAGAUGGAGAACGAGAGCCGGUAAUAUUUGGCGUCGAUGUUCGGAAAGUUGUUGAGAAGGAAAAUGUAGGCUUGAUGGUGCCCCUCUUAAUGAAGAAAUGCAUUAUGGAGAUUGAAAAGAGAGGCUGCCAGGUUGUAGGCCUGUACCGUUUAUGUGGCUCAGCAGCUGUCAAGAAAGAGCUCCGAGAAGCAUUUGAAAAGGAUAGCAAAGCGGUCACUCUCUGUGAAACCCAGUACCCAGAUAUAAAUGUGAUAACAGGUGUCCUCAAGGAUUAUUUAAGAGAACUGCCUUCCCCCUUGAUAACCAAACAACUCUAUGAAGCAGUAUUGGAUGCCAUGGUGAAAAACCCAUUGAAAAUGACAACAAAUGGAUGUGAUAAUGACCCUAGUGAUUCUGAGCACACAGUGUCCCUCUUGGAUUGCCUGCCGGACAUUGAGAAGGCCACUUUAAGGAUGCUGUUGGACCAUCUGAAAUUGGUGGCUUCAUACCAUGAAGUAAACAGAAUGACAUGCCAGAACCUAGCUGUUUGUUUUGGGCCUGUAUUGUUGAGCCAGCGGCAGGAAACCGCCAACCAUAACAACAGAGUAUUCACUGAUUCUGAAGAGCUUGCUAGUGCCUUGGAUUUCAAAAAACAUAUAGAAGUUCUACACUACCUACUUCAGCUGUGGCCAGUGCAACGUUCAGCUGCCAAAGAAUCUGCAUUGCCUGAACAGCAAUCCUCAGUGAACUAUCUGAGACCUAAGAAGCAACGACCUCAGAUGUUGAACUUGAACAGUACUGCAAUAUCAGGGAUACUGAGGUCCAGGCCAGCCAGACUGGAUAGUCCUUCAAGUAACCGCUAUGCUGGAGACUGGAGUGGUUGUGGGGAGAACUACUUCAUAAACCCCAAAGAGGCUCUGAGUGAAGCGGACUAUGAUGAUGUCCCCUCAGAAGAUGCAGAAAGUGGAGAUGAUGGCAGCAGAGCAGAUGGCUCAGAUAAGCUAAUUGAGCAACCCAAUUGCAUGUCCAAAGAGCAUACAUUUCAGGCCUAUUUGGCAAUGCAAACAAUGGAUUCUUCAGUAAACCACAGAGUAAACCUCAAAGACCUGCAGGAAAGCAUUGAUACUUUGAUAGGAAACCUGGAACGGGAACUCAAUAAAAACAAGCUCAAUAUUCGUUACUAAUAAUAAUCUUCUGCACGAUGUCUCUGGUUAGUAUAUCCUUUCCCCAGUUUCUGUCCCAAGAUUUUUUUUUGGGGGGGGGGGGAAUGAUCCAGACCUUGGUUGGAGUGCCUGUAUUUUAAUUGCAUUGUGCAGUGGUUAUGAUCCUCCAGUAGGCUUAGUGCCUUUGAUUACACAAUGUUGCUUUUUGCUGUUUUCUUCCCAUCCACCCCCUUCUUGUUUUGAAGAAGGGAUUGCCCCCCCCCAAGAAGUGAUAUGUUAGUGAAAAUGACUGUAGAAUUUUCCCUUCCUCUUCUUUAAGGUACUAUGCACUUAUGAAGUUUAGACAGUUUAUGCAAGAUAUGCAAGGCAUCCCCUCUGUCUACUUUUCACAGGAAGAGCACUCCUUGUUCCUGAAAGU
Molecule: messenger RNA, 3796 nt
Organism: Gekko japonicus
Lineage: Eukaryota; Metazoa; Chordata; Lepidosauria; Squamata; Gekkonidae
Gene: SYDE2
Product: synapse defective 1, Rho GTPase, homolog 2 (C. elegans)
Exons: 8
Coding region: 1-3399 (1132 amino acids)
Biological process (GO): signal transduction
Source: RefSeq, a predicted model, not a curated record